Molecule: messenger RNA, 1976 nt
Organism: Metschnikowia bicuspidata var. bicuspidata NRRL YB-4993
Lineage: Eukaryota; Fungi; Ascomycota; Pichiomycetes; Serinales; Metschnikowiaceae
Exons: 1
Coding region: 152-1843 (563 amino acids)
Biological process (GO): glycerophospholipid biosynthetic process
Cellular component (GO): mitochondrion
Source: RefSeq, a predicted model, not a curated record
UUUUUUAUCAAUUCUUUUCUCAAAAGGAAUUGAACUUUACACAGAGAGAAACACACCACUCCUUACCCCUCACAUCUUAUCAAAAGAAGCUUGCUUCGUUUUUGAUAACCCCUAUUAAACUAAAAGGUCCCUUUGCUGCUCUUACCUCGCAAUGUCCACUGAGAAAAAAGAAUCGCCUCAAUUCCAAUCAUACCUCAAUAACGAUGGUAUUGACGACUUGACGCCCGCAACAAGAAAACACAGAGUGUCUUCGUUAUCGUUGUCCGACUUGAAUCAAUGGCAGAACGGUUUGACCAAAUUGUCGUCUUCCACGUCAUUGAGCAAACAAGGUUCUCAUGCGAACUUAAAAAAGGUUGACUCGUUGGCCAAAUUGUCGAGAAACUCGUCCAUCAUCAAGAGGAAAAAGAAGUCUGUCAUUGACCAUCCCCGUGUCGCAUCAUAUGCGUUCUGUUUUGACAUUGACGGUGUGAUUUUGAGAGGCCCCAACACCAUUCCCCAGGCCGUCGAUGCCAUCAAGAUGUUGAAUGGAGAGAACAAAUACAACAUCAAGGUGCCAUCAAUUUACGUUACCAAUGGUGGUGGAAAGCCCGAAAAAGUCAGGGCCGAGGACUUGUCUAAGAGAUUGCAGACAGAAAUCAAGAUUGAGCAGAUCAUCCAGGGGCACACGCCAAUGAGAGACUUGGUCCCUGUGUACGAAAACGUAUUGGUUGUUGGUGGAGUGGGGAAUGUCUGCAGACACGUGGCCGAGUCCUACGGAUUCAAAAACGUGUUUACCCCAUUGGAUAUCUUGAAGUGGAACCCUGCCGUGUCUCCGUAUCACGAUUUGACCGAAGAAGAGACGCAGUGCUGCAGACACGAUGUGGAUUUUUCCAAGACCACCAUCGACGCCAUUUUGGUGUUUGCCGACUCGAGAAAUUGGGCUGCUGACCAGCAGAUCAUCUUGGAGUUGCUUUUAUCGAAGAAUGGUGUCAUGGGCACAGAAUCCAAAACAUACGACGAGGGCCCAGAGAUUUAUUUCGCCCACUCGGACUUUAUUUGGGCCACUAAUUACAAGUUGAACAGAUACGGCAUGGGUGCCUUGCAGGUGUCUAUUGCAGCGUUGUACAAGGAGCACACAGGUCACGAAUUGAAGGUUCACAGAUUUGGUAAACCACAAGCUGGUACUUUUAAGUUUGCCAACAAGAUCUUGAGCAAGUGGAGAAAAGGAAUGUUGGACGAGCACUUGAAGAAAUUGAGCGUGAAUGACCCCAACGCCGGCGACGCCGAUAUUUUGAUUGGUGAGGAUGGCGAAGAGUUCAUCAACCAGGCGAAAUUGGAGGCUGGAAAUUAUGAGGACGAGUACGAAGAAAACGACGGUAAGAUCAUCGAGAAGUUGGGUGAGUUGUCCGUGCAAGACAAGAUCACAUUGCAGAUGCCACCCGCGUCUACCGUUUACUUUGUGGGUGACACGCCUGAGUCGGACAUUAGAUUUGCCAACUCGCACGACGACUCUUGGUUCUCAAUCCUUGUCAAGACGGGUGUGUAUCAAGAGGGCACAGUGCCAAAGUACAAGCCAAAGCAUCUUUGUGACAACGUGUUGGAGGCAGUCAAGUUUGCCAUUGAGAGAGAGCACGCCAUGGAGUUGGCCGAGUGGAACGAGACAGCCACGGAGGAGGAGGGCUCUGCAAGCAGAGUGUCUUCGAAGAUCAAUUUCAAUGACUUUGUUAUGACCCCCAGCGAGAAGAAAGACCAGGAAGAGAAGGACAAGAUCAAGAACAUCAAGAAUGUUGAUGAGCACGAGUCUGUGGAGGUGCCCGAUUUGCUUAGCGCCCAGCUCAACAAGUUCAAGGAUGCUGGUGCCUAGAUGAUUGCAGCGCACAUUUCAUAAACCUGAAUAUAAAGUAUAGACAUCAUAUUUUCAAAUUGCUGUAUGCAACCAUUCUGAUGCUAUCUGAGCUGCAGGGACAUGAAGUAGAUACCGCUAUUAGACUGCGAGA